Messenger RNA from Orycteropus afer afer, 1551 nucleotides. RefSeq names its product RNA polymerase I subunit G (gene POLR1G). The record is from RefSeq and is a predicted model, not a curated record. Gene Ontology annotation, biological process: transcription by RNA polymerase I. The coding region runs from base 1 to 1551 and encodes 516 amino acids. Lineage: Eukaryota; Metazoa; Chordata; Mammalia; Tubulidentata; Orycteropodidae. The transcript has 3 exons.
AUGGCGGAAGCCGCGUCUGAUGGUGCUGCGCGGUUCUCUUGUCCCCCCAACUUCGCUGCGACGCCCCCAGCCUCAGAACUCCCUCGUGUCUCCUUGGAGGCGCUGGCAGACCCAGAUACGGAGCUGUGGCUUAUCCGAGCCCCUGCGGACUUCGCCCCAGAUUGCCUCAAUGGACGCGUCGUGCCUCUCUCUGGCUCCCAGAUCGUGAAGGGCAAGUUGGCAGGGAAGCGACGUCGUUACCGAGUCCUCAGCUGCAGGGAUCCCCAGGCUGUAGAAGCCACCCUGCUGGCCCCCUCAGCCAAGACAGAUGGUGGACUGACGUGUGCCCCGACCCCCCAGGGCAGCAUAAGGAUCUUUGAGGGUCUCCAAGAAUCCCUGCCAGGGACCCCUCUGCAGCCCAUUCCAUCCAGUCCCCCACCCCAGAUCCCCCCUGGUCUGAGGCCUCGGUUCGCCGCCUUUGGAGGCAGCCUCCCAGUCACAGGGCCUGGGGCUGCGUUGGCCCUGAAGACACCAGCCACUGGGAAGAAGAAAAAGAGGAGGCAGCUGUUGGACGCCUCUGUCCCUCAGGAGGCAGUGAAUGGGCACGGGACCCUGGAGGUGGACACAGCUUUGGGGUCCCCAGAGAUGCAUGUGGGGAAGAAGAAGAAGAAGAAACAGCAACAAGAAGUGGCGGUGAUGGGGCUGCUGGCGAAAGAGCCGGAAGCUGACACGCCGGAGGCCCUGGGAGCGCCAUUACCUUCCACAACCAAGAAGCAGAAGAGGCAACUCAGAGAGGCAGAAGCGGUCAAACUAGAAACGGGGAUGGCAGAGCCAGAAGCAGAGAUGGUGAAGCCGGAACUGACCGAACCUCUGGAAGAGAUGGUCCUCCCCGCCGCAAAGACGAGGCAGAAGGGGACGGCAGGGGUGGGGCCGGUGCAGGCGGGCACAGCCGAGCCUCGGCCGCAGGUGGGGGUGGAGCUGCAAGGAGAAGCCAUGCUUUCGCCCUCCACGAAGAAGAGGAAGAAGGCAAAGGGGCAACUAGUGAGGCCGGAGGCGGGGAUUGAGACGGGGAAGCCAGAGACGAGAUGCCUGGAGCUCCGUGGGGAGCCGAUGGGGCCUGAACUGCCGGUGCCUGGCGAGCCUCUGACUGUGGCAGCUGAGGCGUCCGCCAAAAAGAGGAGGAAAAAGGACAACGGGCUAAUUGUGAUGACGGAGCCAUGCGACGAGGUGACGGAGCCUGAGCGGCCGGCGGACACGCAGCCUCAGGCAGCUCCGGCAUCCACCAAGAAGAAGAAGGAGAGAAGGCAGAAGGUGACGGAGGCAGGGACCGAGAGGGCUGAUGUCCCAGGGGCCCUGGCGGAGCCGGCGCUGCCAGGUCCGGGGGAGUCCGAGGCGCAGGUGACUGCGGCAUCCGCCACGAAGAGGAGGAAGCUUCAGCGAGACCAGGAGGGUGGGAGGCCAGGGACGGGGCCCCAGGAGGAGAUGCCAGAGUCCAAUUGGGAGCCUGGGGAGGUGGCCACGGGAGGGAGGGAGAGGAAGCGGAAGAAGGACCUGCAGCAGGAUCCCGUGUAG